GCCAAGGCACUUAUCACGCUUCAAUCUCCGGGGCCCAACAAGCCCUGUAAUCAGCUCGGAGCUUCGGGUUCCACUGGGUGCCGUUACAUGAGCUCCAGGCUGGACUCUGGAUCCUUUUAAAGGGAGAGAAAGUGCAGCCGAUCUUCGCAGGAAGGAAAGAAAAUGAACGUGCUUUGCUGAGCCUUCAGGGCUGCUCCGUGUCAGGUGCCUGUAAGCUUGGGCAUUGAUGUUCGAGCUUGUGACGGGUCCCAGGCUCAUUUAUGGGGUGGGAUCACCAACCCUUUUUGACUGACUCAGGCCUUUCUGCUUGUCACCCCCGGAGGGGUGGGGCAGCUGAAGGUUUUCCAUAGCGACUGCAGUGGGGAGAUCUGGACAAAGAGGGGCUGUGGCCCUGAAGAGCCAGGUGGGCUCAGUUCUGCCGUUACUGUGAGGACAGCUUCCUUCUUGGCCCUGUUGUUGCUGGGACUGGAAAGACACUCAACCAAAAUGUAAGCUCUUUUCAAAGAAAAUUUGUUGGCGAGGUGAAGAGGUGUGAAGAGCUGGAAAGAAUAUUGGUGUACCUGGUGCAGGAAAUUACCAGAGCUGAUAUUCCCCUGCCUGAGGGAGAAGCCAGUCCUCCUGCACCACCUCUUAAACAUGUUCUAGAAAUGCAGGAGCAGCUGCAGAAGCUCGAGGUGGAGCUGAGAGAAGUCACCAAGAACAAGGAGAAGCUGAGGAAGAACCUGCUGGAGCUGGUGGAGUACACCCACAUGCUGAGGAUCACGAAGACCUUCGUCAGGCGGAACGUGGAAUUUGAACCCACUUAUGAAGAGUUCCCCGCCUUAGAGAACGAUUCUCUGUUGGAUUACAGCUGCAUGCAGAGGCUGGGUGCCAAGCUGGGAUUCGUGUCUGGCCUGAUUCAGCAAGGCAAAGUGGAAGCAUUUGAAAGAAUGCUGUGGCGGGCCUGCAAAGGGUACACCAUCGUGACCUAUGCAGAGCUGGACGAGUCCCUGGAGGACCCCGAGACGGGUGAGGUCAUCAAGUGGCACGUGUUCCUGAUAUCCUUCUGGGGAGAGCAGAUCGGCCACAAGGUUAAGAAGAUCUGUGAUUGUUACCACUGCCACGUCUACCCGUAUCCAAACACGGCUGAGGAGCGCAGGGAGAUUCAGGAGGGGCUCAAUACUCGGAUCCAAGACCUUUACACUGUGCUGCACAAAACGGAGGAUUACCUGAGGCAGGUGCUGUGCAAGGCGGCCGAGUCAGUGUGCAGCCGGGUGGUGCAGGUGAGGAAGAUGAAGGCCAUCUACCACAUGCUCAACAUGUGCAGCGUCGACGUCACCAACAAGUGUCUCAUAGCGGAGGUCUGGUGCCCCGAGGCGGACCUGCCAGGCUUGCGCAGAGCGCUGGAGGAAGGCUCGAGAGAGAGUGGAGCUACAAUCCCCUCGUUCAUGAACACAAUCCCUACGAAAGAGACACCACCCACUCUGAUCCGCACCAACAAGUUCACUGAGGGCUUCCAGAACAUCGUGGACGCCUACGGUGUCGGGAGCUACCGAGAAGUGAACCCAGCUCUCUUCACCAUCAUCACCUUCCCGUUCCUGUUUGCUGUGAUGUUUGGUGACUUUGGGCACGGCUUUGUCAUGUUCCUGUUUGCCCUUUUACUGGUGUUAAAUGAGAAUCAUCCCAGACUCAGCCAGUCACAGGAGAUCCUGAGGAUGUUCUUCAACGGCCGCUAUAUCCUGCUGCUGAUGGGGCUGUUCUCCGUGUACACCGGCCUCAUCUACAACGAUUGCUUCUCCAAGUCUGUGAACCUCUUUGGCUCCGGGUGGAACGUGUCUGCCAUGUACAGCUCCAGCCACUCUCAGGAGGAGCAAAAGAGGAUGGUGCUUUGGAAUGACAGCACCAUCAGGCACAGCAGGACUUUGCAGCUGGACCCGAACAUCCCUGGAGUUUUUCGAGGCCCCUACCCUUUCGGCAUUGACCCUAUUUGGAACCUGGCCACAAAUCGCCUCACUUUCCUCAAUUCCUUCAAGAUGAAAAUGUCUGUUAUUUUAGGAAUUAUUCACAUGACUUUUGGUGUCAUUCUGGGAAUAUUUAACCACUUGCACUUUAGGAAGAAGUUUAACAUCUACCUGGUGUCCGUCCCUGAGAUCCUGUUCAUGCUGUCCAUCUUUGGGUACCUGAUCUUCAUGAUCAUCUACAAGUGGCUGGCGUACUCGGCAAAGACCUCUAGGGAGGCCCCCAGCAUCCUGAUCGAGUUCAUUAACAUGUUCCUGUUCCCGUCCAGUGAGACACACGGCCUCUACCCCGGGCAGGCGCAUGUCCAGAGAGUGUUGCUGGCCCUCACUGUGCUGGCCGUCCCUGUGCUCUUCUUAGGAAAGCCGCUCUUCCUGCUGUGGCUGCACAAUGGGCGCAGUUGCUUUGGUGUGAGCCGGAGCGGUUACACACUUGUAAGGAAGGACAGUGAAGAAGAGGUUUCUUUGCUGGGCAGCCAGGACAUAGAAGAGGGGAGCAACCGUAUGGAGGAAGGCUGCCGGGAAGUGACGUGUGAGGAGUUUAACUUUGGGGAGAUCCUGAUGACGCAGACCAUCCACUCCAUUGAGUACUGCCUUGGCUGCAUCUCCAACACCGCGUCCUACCUGAGGCUUUGGGCCCUCAGCCUGGCGCAUGCACAGCUGUCUGAUGUGCUGUGGGCCAUGCUGAUGCGUGUGGGCCUGCGUGUGGACACCACCUACGGGGUCUUGCUGCUGCUGCCUGUCAUGGCUUUCUUUGCAGUUUUGACUAUUUUUAUCCUUCUGGUCAUGGAAGGGCUUUCUGCAUUUCUCCACGCCAUACGCCUUCACUGGGUUGAAUUUCAGAACAAAUUCUACGUUGGUGCAGGCACCAAAUUUGUUCCUUUCUCCUUCAGUUUGCUCUCCUCCAAGUUCUGUAAUGACGAUGACAUUGCAUGAUCACAUGGCUGCAGCCGUCCGCUCUCAGGGCUAUGGAAAAUGAUCAUGUUACACAAUUCCCUCCAGUCAGAUUUCUGACGGGAAAAUUCCACCCUCGAUGAUUGCCUUACGACUCAGCCAAUGAUUCUGUGAGAUACACCUCUCCUUGUGUUGAAGAUUUUGUAAAGCUCACCACUUCGGACACAGAAAUUUCAUUGGUUUUUAUUAUGAGCAAAUGUAAGCUAUGCCAACAUUACAUUAAAGAUAUUUUUUUAAUAAGUGUACAAUUGGAGGAGAAAAGCCAGCUGAAUGGCUAGCUAAAAUUGUUUUUAGAUUCUUGAUUCCCUUUCAACUUUAAAAAAACACAGAGUUGUUCCAUCACGAGAAGACGUCAGAUACCAUAGUUUUCUUCAGACAUUCUGCUGGGCCAUCAGCAGAUCCCCGCACCCUGCUGGCUCAAGAAUGUGUGUCUGCCUGGAUGCUGUCAGAGCCACAGGAGGGACAGGGACAGCACAGCACAGCACAGCAGAUGGCUCUCCUGCUCGUUCUUACAAGAGCCCUGCCCCGUUACCUUUGUCAGCCCAGUCAUGACAGUUGAACGUUCGGAGCCUUAAAUCCCGGUGUGGCUGCAGAGAAGACAGGUGAAAGUAAUGUGUAUUUUUGUAGCAAAGAACAAAUGAAGCUAUUUUGCCACGGAGACCUUGCUUCUGCUGGGGACAGUGUAAUUUUUUACUUUCACAGUGAUUCUAAAUAAAGGUCUGAUGGCCACAGUUUAAUUUGUAAAAACUCUUGAGGUCAGUUGAGAACUAAUUCUCACCAAUCUGUUUAUUCGUCAUCUUGAGCAGAGAUCACCUGCUCCUGUGUCACUUAGCCCUGCAGAGCCCUGAUCCCUGUCAUAGGCUCAUAAAUUUGUUCAUUCUCACAUUUUACAUUAACUGGUUUUAGAUUAAGUAUUUCAGAAAAGAAGUCUGCGGCUGGGAUGUGGCUUGGUUGCCAGAUCCCCAGAAUCACCUUGUGUUCCUAGCACUCAGAGGGUGGAGGCAGGGGGGUUACCCUUGGCUGUGUGGUCAGCCUGAGGCCAGUCAAGGCUACAUGGCAUCCUAAAGAGAAAAGGGAACCUAACAUGUUUCUGCCCUCUUGAAAUUUUGACUCACAUGCUACUGCAGAGGUCCCGUUCAUCCCCCUGCCCCACCACUCUGUGAGGCCUGCUUGCUGAGACAGUGAACCGCCCGUGCCGCAGCUGGACUGUAAGUCACUCCUUUUUAGCUGCAGCGGAGCCUGCACUGGUGGGCAGUGAACUCCAGCAUCUGUGCCCUGUGUGCCAGCUUCCUGGCAGCUGUGAUGCCAAGCCUACUGCGGCUGGGAUGAGGUGCUGCUGCCCAGUGUUAAACCUACCCUUCCUCAGAUCCGUUGUCACUCCCACAAUGUCACUCUCGUUACUGGUCCCCCAGGGUCUCUGGUCCUCACAGAGAUAACUGAUUCCAGGGAUAAAGACAGGAGAUGCAGUUUUGGCCAUGUUCACUGUCCUUCUUGGCAGUUGUGAUGGGGCCACUUUUCAAGUAACUAGCAUCUCUUACUGGGGUGAGAGAGUGGCUUCUCAGCCGAGGUCUGUCAGAGUUAUACGGAGUGUAAUUACAUAAACAAAUUACUCUUUUUGUUUGUUUGUUUUUUUCGAGACAGGGUUCCUCUGUAGCUUUGGAGCCUGUCCUGGAACUAGCUCUUGUAGACCAGGCUGGCCUCGAACUCACAGAGAUCCGCCUGCCUCUGCCUCCCGAGUGCUGGGAUUAAAGGCGUGCGCCACCAUCGCCCGGCAAAUUACUCCUUUUGUGAACCCCCUGGAAACAUGAUUGAUGGCAUCAUACAGAGGGAAGCAAGCAACUGCCUGGGUGGUGUGAUGUUCGUCCUCCCUAUCACAGCAGAGCCAUGCCGUCUGUUCAGGUGUUCACUGCGUCACGUAGGCUUCCGAAGUUGGUGGAGAGGCCGGAUAUGGCCAGUAGAAGCAGGCAAAGGGGUUUGAGCACUUGGACUCUCUCACCAUGGGGCCUGGGACAGAUUCCGUUUCCCUCCAAGUCCUCUCCUGGCCUCAGCUCUAGAAUGGUCUGUAUGUUUCGAGAUGUUUAAUGCCACCUAUGCAGGCCUUGGACUUGUACCUCUCUUGCCUCGACUCUCAGCUAGCACUGCAGGUAGGCAGUGCUGGCCUUGACUGGGAGUAGCUGUACUGUACUGGCAUUCAGGCCCAGUGCUCUGGCAUAGGCCGUAGACUAUCUGUUGAUAACUUACGGGGUUGGCGAAUCAAGCUGUGAUUUAGAGUUUGACCCAUUUGGGAAAUAAAAACCCAAAAAAAGCUUCAGCCGUUUAUUUCUCUACUGAAGUUUUUAAUCUGGGGUUGCUCGCAUGCCGUACUCUCCAGGCAGACCUUAAGAACUGUCCUGAUGCUUUAAGUCGGGAGUUUGGAGUGAUGUCUGUUCCACCCCAGGACUGCAGCUGCCCGGCUCUGCUCGGACACCACAAAAUCCACAGGAACUACGGGAGCCAGUCAGGACUGCGUCCUGCAGACUCAUGAAGGACUAAUCUCCUGUCAGUAUGGAACUUCCUUUUGCUAGUGACAAAUAAAAAUAUAUUUUUGA
Molecule: messenger RNA, 5536 nt
Organism: Alexandromys fortis (reed vole)
Lineage: Eukaryota; Metazoa; Chordata; Mammalia; Rodentia; Cricetidae
Gene: Atp6v0a2
Product: ATPase H+ transporting V0 subunit a2
Exons: 20
Coding region: 648-2930 (760 amino acids)
Biological process (GO): proton transmembrane transport; vacuolar acidification
Cellular component (GO): plasma membrane; vacuolar proton-transporting V-type ATPase complex; vacuolar proton-transporting V-type ATPase, V0 domain
Molecular function (GO): ATPase binding; proton-transporting ATPase activity, rotational mechanism
Source: RefSeq, a predicted model, not a curated record